Phalaenopsis equestris is the source of this 370-nucleotide messenger RNA. RefSeq names its product histone H4-like. Bases 68 to 370 code for a protein of 100 amino acids. Gene Ontology annotation, molecular function: DNA binding; protein heterodimerization activity; structural constituent of chromatin. Lineage: Eukaryota; Viridiplantae; Streptophyta; Magnoliopsida; Asparagales; Orchidaceae. Gene Ontology annotation, biological process: nucleosome assembly. The transcript has a single exon. The record is from RefSeq and is a predicted model, not a curated record. Gene Ontology annotation, cellular component: nucleosome.
GAAAAGAAUGGAAGAGAGAAGAGAGAAGAGAGAAGAGAGCGGGAGCGAGAGCGAGAGGUAGAACGAGAUGUCAGGAAGAGGAAAGGGGCUCGGCAAGGGAGGAGCCAAGCGGCACCGGAAUGUUCUGCGUGACAAUAUUCAGGGAAUAACAAAGCCGACGAUUUGCCACCUAGCUCGCCGUGGUGGUGUGAAGCGUAUCAGUGGCCUCUUCUACGAAGAAACCCGUGGAGUCCUCAAGAUCUUUCUCGAAAAUGUCAUACGUGAUGCAGCCACAUACACAGGGCACGCCCUUUGGAAGGUUGUAACCGCCUUGGAUGUCGUUUAUGCUCUCAAGCUCCAGGGUCGUAUUCUUUAUGGCUUUGGUGGUUAG